CUCUAAAAUCUCCCAACGAAUCUCUCGCCCGUUCUCUCUCUCUCUCUCUCUCUCUCUCUCUCUGCCCUCCGCCGCCGCCGCCUAUAUUCGAAUUCUCCGGCCAUGGCGGAAUCCGACCAACAGAAAGCGCCAUCUCUAGCUGAGGAAUGGUCAUUACCACAAAAUGAGCAAGAGCCAGUGCAGAACGAGGCUCCUAUUGAAAAAGCAGCUGAAGAUGAGAAGCCAGCUGAAAUUGCUUCCGAUGCUAUUGUUGAGGACAAAGUUGAUGAAGGCCCUGCUGCAGAAGAAAAUACUCCUGUUGCUGAAGAGAGUAAUGAAACUCCUGAGGAAGAAGUGGCAGAGGUGGUAGAAUCUGAAGAAGCCACUGAAGAGCAGCCAGAAAUAAAGAUUGAGACAGCUCCAGCAGAUUUUCGUUUCCCGACUACAAAUCAGACAAGGCAUUGCUUUACUCGCUAUGUUGAGUACCACAAAUGCAUAGCUGCUAAAGGGGAGGAUGCUCCUGAGUGCAAUAAGUUUGCAAAAUAUUAUCGUUCACUUUGCCCUGGUGAAUGGGUGGACCGAUGGAAUGAGCAAAGAGAGAAUGGAACCUUCCCUGGUCCUCUGUAGAUGGCUACGACAAACAAUCAUCGGUGAAAUCUAUCGCCUCACUUUCUGGGCGGUGGAAAUUUCAUUUUGCAAUUUAGAACUGAGAAGAGACAUUUGAACGAACCCCUUUGUGGGGAAACUGAUCGAAUAAAUUUUUUUGCUUGUACUAAGUUAAAAGAAUAUUUUCAGCACAUGAAGGAAACUGAAAGGCAACUGUUUCAGGAAUUGCAGUUCUUGCUUGACAGCAGCAUUAAGAUGCUAUAAUACCAAAUUUGGGACUAUUUUCUUGAGCAACUGUAUCUUGUUGUGUUAUCUUAUAUAUAUACUAAUUUACUUGAAGCAUA
Messenger RNA from Asparagus officinalis (garden asparagus), 929 nucleotides. Its product is annotated as cytochrome c oxidase subunit 6b-1-like. The record is from RefSeq and is a predicted model, not a curated record. NCBI's taxonomy places the organism in Eukaryota, Viridiplantae, Streptophyta, Magnoliopsida, Asparagales, Asparagaceae. Gene Ontology annotation, cellular component: mitochondrion; respiratory chain complex IV. The transcript has 5 exons. The coding region runs from base 103 to 606 and encodes 167 amino acids.